Molecule: messenger RNA, 1965 nt
Organism: Mytilus californianus (California mussel)
Lineage: Eukaryota; Metazoa; Mollusca; Bivalvia; Mytilida; Mytilidae
Product: potassium voltage-gated channel protein Shaw-like
Exons: 2
Coding region: 262-1599 (445 amino acids)
Biological process (GO): protein homooligomerization; potassium ion transmembrane transport
Cellular component (GO): membrane; voltage-gated potassium channel complex
Molecular function (GO): voltage-gated potassium channel activity
Source: RefSeq, a predicted model, not a curated record
CUUUAUUUAGCUAGAUGGAAGUUAAUAAGCUGUUAUAAAUUAAUUACUUACACAUUGAUGUCUAAGAAUACUGCAAUGUUAGAAGUUGAUGAGCGUUUCCUAUGUCAAUUAGAAGAUCUCAGUUUGUAAUAUAAUUAACUCAGCAAACUGUGAAAUUAUAACGUAUACCUAUGAUAGUUGAGAUUAAAUUAAAUAGUUUAAGAUGGAUGGUUAUCUAUUUUAAUUACGCUUGAUAUAGUUCCAUAGGAAAGUGUAGCAAGUAUGGCAAAAGUGCGUUGCAUUUCAAAUAGAGGAAUAAAACACGAAUUGUCAGAUCAACUUUUAGGAAGAAUUCGUGAAACUAACUCUGAUGCUGCAGAACAUAUCAUAACAGCAAUAAAGGAUGAUUCUAACUGUAUGGACUUUCGUUUUAAUAGACACACUACGUCUACCAACAACAUCUUUGAUUAUUUUAACGGAGGAAAAUUACAUAUGCCAGAAGACAUAUGUCCACAGAAGUUCAAUGAAGAACUUGAAUUUUGGGGUUUACCAGAAACUGCAUUAGAAUCGUGUUGCUUCACUAAGUAUGUUUCGUACUUUGAUACCCUAAACGUUUUGUCUGUUUUAGAGGAAGGGGAAUGUAAAAGAAAUACCAUGUUUGAAAUAGUAGAGACGAUGGCCAGAGGGCACGGAUGGAGGUCUAUUCAAGCGAGAGUGUGGUCUGUCAUGGAAUACCCAACUUCUUCUAUUUUAGCCAAGGUAUAUUUAUACACCAGCAAUGCAAUUGUCCUGCUGUCUUUGUUUCUACUGGUCAGCAGUACUCAUCCGUCAUUUAGAAGAAAAUUAACAAAAGGUGAAUGGUUUGAUUACUUCACAUCAGAAGAGGCGGAACUGUUCGAUGAUUACUGGUUUAAUGAAACAUUUUACGACACAAACAUAUUACUGCCAAGCAAUGUUUACGUUGAAAUCGAUGCGCUUUGGUAUCUCAAAAUGAUAACAUUGGCGUACUUUACGAUUGAACUUAUCUGCAAGUUUAUAGUUUUCCCUUUGCCGUGGAGAGAAUUUAUUACAUUUUUAAACCUGAUAGAUGUUUUAGCCCUGGUUGUAAUGUAUAUGUCGCUCAUUAUGAAUCAAGUGAAUCCCAAAGAAGAAUAUAAGGAUUCUGGUCACGAUAUUGUGUAUUCACUUCAGAUAUUUAGAAUCUUUCGAUUAUUCCGACUGGUUAGGCACACCAACGGAUUCCGAAUAUUGGUGUACACGUUACGUGCUAGUGUGGGAGAUCUACUAGUUAUGCUCUUAAGUUUGUGUACAGCUAUUUUGUUGUUCUCGUCUCUCGCCUACUUCUCGCAAGAUUCCGCAUUUGCGCAUAUCCCUGACGCAGCUUGGUGGGCUAUUGUCACUCUUACGACUGUUGGUUAUGGAGACAUCUACCCGAAAACUGUCCAAGGAAGGCUGAUUGCAUCAGCAUGUGCAGUUACUGGGGUAUGUCUUCUUGCUCUACUGAUUCCAGUACUUGUCAAUAAUUUUCUGUUAUUCUCCUCUCAUUAUGUUGGAAUAGAAAGACGUCAAAACUUAAAAAAAGAAGUUCUGAUAAGAAAGUCAUCAGUUGCACCAAAGUAGGAAAAACAUUUUAAUUUAAUGACAAAGUGUAAUCAGUUGUGCGUGAACUUUAUGUUAUAUUGAUUUUUAAACUGUACAAGGUCUUAUACAGUUUUAGAAAUACUAUGCACCUGUUUGGAGUUUGUCUGAUAUAGGCGUCACAAUAAUGAAUCUUUUACGUCAGAGUAAAAAUGAAUGUGUGCAUAAAACAUCAUGUCAGUCUGCAGAACAAAUGAUGGACAGUGAUAGUAAAAUUUUGAAUUGAUAAAAUAGCUUGUCACAGGUUAAACAUAUCAAGGAAAUUGUAUCUCUUACUUACAUUGAAGUUGUUUCAUACCUUUUUUAUAUUCUUAGUUGUAAACACAAUUAAAUUGUAUUGUAAUACAA